Messenger RNA from Brassica oleracea var. oleracea, 786 nucleotides. Its product is annotated as serine/arginine-rich splicing factor RS2Z33-like. The record is from RefSeq and is a predicted model, not a curated record. Gene Ontology annotation, molecular function: zinc ion binding; mRNA binding. NCBI's taxonomy places the organism in Eukaryota, Viridiplantae, Streptophyta, Magnoliopsida, Brassicales, Brassicaceae. Gene Ontology annotation, biological process: mRNA splicing, via spliceosome. Gene Ontology annotation, cellular component: nuclear speck.
GGAUUGAUCUUGAUUUCGAAUCAUAUCAUAGAAACCAAUCGGUCAUUGAUUCCGUUACGAAUUUCAAUCGAAAAGAAGUUUUUCGUUUUAAUCUGGUUUCAGAUCUGUAUACGCUCAAAAGGGUUGAAGAUGCCUCGCUAUGAUGAUCGUUACAGCAGCAAUGACCGAUACGGCGGUGCGCGUCUCUAUGUUGGCCACCUCUCCUCUCGAACAAGGGAACGCGAUCUUGAACACCUCUUCAGCAAAUACGGAAGAAUUCGAGAUUUGGACAUGAAGCGUGACUAUGCCUUCAUUGAGUUCAGUGAUCCUAGAGAUGCUGAUGAUGCGAGGUACAGGCUGGACGGAAGAGACUUUGAUGGAAGCCGUAUCACUGUGGAGUUUGCCAGAGGGACACCUCGUGGUUCCCGUGAAUUUUCUUCAUCGAGCAGAGGCCCUCCGCCAGGGAGUGGUCGUUGCUUCAACUGUGGUCUUGAAGGACACUGGGCUCGAGAUUGCUCUGCUGGUGACUGGAAGAACAAAUGUUAUCGAUGUGGUGAUAGGGGUCACAUCGAGAGGAACUGCAAGAACAGUCCUAAGAAGCUCAGGCGGGACGCAAGUUACUCAAGAUCGCCGGUUAGGUCUCGGUCUAGGUCUCCUCCUCGUCGCAGAAGAAGAAGCCCCAGCAGAAGCUAUAGCGGUGACCGUAGUUACAGUCGCUCCAGAUCACCGGUUAGGAAGGAAACGGAUCGUAGCCCUGAAGCUGCAAGGAGCAGAAGCCCUGAAGCUGCAAGGAGCAGAAGCCCUGAA